UCCACCUCAGAGAUGACCUCCACCUCAGAGAUGACCUCCACCUCAGAGAUGACCUCCACCUCAGAGAUGACCUCCACCUCAGAUCUGGAGCAGCUGGCAGAAAUAGAGCUUCAGAAGGAGGACGAAGAGGAGGACGAAGAGGAGGAUCAGAGCUGCGUCACAGACGCUGCGUCACUUCCUGCCGGCGGCAGACCGGAUCCUUCCCACCCGUAUUACGACGUGGCUCGACACGGCAUCGUGCAGGUCUCCGGUGACGAUAAGUACGGCAGGAAGUUGAUCAUCUUCAGCAGCUGCUGUCUGCCUCCAUCGCACCAGCUGAACCACCGCCGCCUGCUGGAGUAUCUGAAGUUCACGUUGGACCAGCAUGUGGAGAUGGACUACAUCCUGGUUUACUUCCACCACGGUCUGAGGAGCAGCAACAAGCCGUCGCUCAAAUGGUUACGAGAAGCGUACAGCGAGUUCGACAGGAAAUACAAAAAGAACAUGAAGACUUUGUACGUCGUCCAUCCGACGAGCUUCAUCAGAAUCGUCUGGAACAUCUUCAAACCUCUGAUCAGUCACAAGUUUGGGAAGAAGCUGACGUACGUGAACUACCUGAACGAGCUGCGAGAACACCUGAACUACGAGCAGCUCAUCAUCCCUCCUGAUGUGCUGCGACAUGAUGAGAAGUUACGAGCUGCUCAGAAAGGUGGACCUCCUCCCUCAGUGAAGACCCCCCCACCUCGACCCCCCCUGCCCACACAGCAGUUUGGAGUCAGUCUGCAGUACCUCAGAGAGAAGAACAUGGAGGCACUGAUCCCUCUGGUGAUGUCUCAGACUGUCACCUACCUGAAGGAGAAAGGUCUGAGGACUGAGGGGAUCUUCAGACGUUCAGCUCGAGUUCAGCUCAUCAAGGACGUUCAGAAGCUCUAUAACCUCGGUGAGUGGGGUCUCCCUCCCUGA
This is a messenger RNA of Cottoperca gobio, 942 nucleotides long. RefSeq names its product rho GTPase-activating protein 8-like. The record is from RefSeq and is a predicted model, not a curated record. The coding region runs from base 13 to 942 and encodes 309 amino acids. Gene Ontology annotation, cellular component: cytoplasm. The transcript is spliced from 9 exons. Gene Ontology annotation, molecular function: GTPase activator activity. Gene Ontology annotation, biological process: small GTPase-mediated signal transduction; negative regulation of endocytic recycling. Lineage: Eukaryota; Metazoa; Chordata; Actinopteri; Perciformes; Bovichtidae.